AUGGCUGCGUUCAAGUUGGAUUUCCUGCCGGAGAUGAUGGUGGACCAUUGCUCCUUGAAUGCAAGCCCUGUCUCAAAGAAAAUGAAUGGCACACUGGAUCACCCAGACCAACCCGACUUAGAUGCUAUCAAGAUGUUUGUGGGUCAAGUCCCACGGAGCUGGUGUGAGAAGGAUCUAAGAGAACUUUUUGAACAGUACGGUGCUGUCUAUGAAAUCAAUGUCUUGAGGGACAGGAGCCAAAACCCUCCUCAAAGCAAAGGGUGCUGUUUUGUUACAUUUUAUACCCGUAAAGCUGCACUAGAAGCACAGAAUGCUCUUCACAAUAUGAAGAUCCUUCCAGGGAUGCAUCAUCCUAUCCAGAUGAAACCAGCUGACAGUGAAAAGAGUAAUGCAGUAGAAGAUAGGAAGUUGUUUAUUGGCAUGAUAUCCAAGAAGUGCAAUGAGAAUGAUAUCCGAGUGAUGUUCUCCCCCUUUGGGCAGAUCGAGGAAUGCAGGAUAUUACGAGGCCCGGAUGGCCUGAGCCGAGGUUGUGCAUUUGUGACUUUUACAACACGAGCCAUGGCACAAACAGCAAUCAAAGCAAUGCACCAAGCACAAACCAUGGAGGGCUGCUCUUCUCCCAUUGUGGUAAAAUUUGCAGACACACAGAAGGACAAAGAGCAGAAACGAAUUGCUCAGCAACUCCAGCAACAAAUGCAACAGAUCAGUGCUGCCUCAAUAUGGGGAAACCUGGCUGGUCUCAACACACUUGGGCCACAGUACUUAGCACUUUAUUUGCAGCUCCUUCAGCAGACAGCAGCUGCUUCAUCUGGGAACCUGAACACCUUGAGCAGCCUCCACCCAAUGGGAGGACUGAACGCGAUGCAGUUACAGAACCUGGCUGCGCUCGCGGCUGCGGCCACUGCGGCUCAGAACACCCCGAGUGGCACCGCGGCACUCACUUCCUCCAGCAGUCCCCUGAGUGUGCUCACCAGCUCAG
This is a messenger RNA of Acanthisitta chloris (rifleman), 979 nucleotides long. RefSeq names its product CUGBP, Elav-like family member 1 (gene CELF1). Gene Ontology annotation, molecular function: mRNA 3'-UTR binding. Lineage: Eukaryota; Metazoa; Chordata; Aves; Passeriformes; Acanthisittidae. The transcript is spliced from 9 exons. The record is from RefSeq and is a predicted model, not a curated record. The annotation marks the transcript as partial. Gene Ontology annotation, cellular component: nucleus; ribonucleoprotein complex; cytoplasm. Gene Ontology annotation, biological process: regulation of alternative mRNA splicing, via spliceosome; mRNA splice site recognition.